This is a messenger RNA of Daldinia caldariorum, 2842 nucleotides long. RefSeq names its product ergosterol biosynthesis ERG4/ERG24 family-domain-containing protein. NCBI's taxonomy places the organism in Eukaryota, Fungi, Ascomycota, Sordariomycetes, Xylariales, Hypoxylaceae. Gene Ontology annotation, cellular component: endoplasmic reticulum membrane. Gene Ontology annotation, molecular function: Delta24(24-1) sterol reductase activity. The record is from RefSeq and is a predicted model, not a curated record. Gene Ontology annotation, biological process: ergosterol biosynthetic process. The transcript has 3 exons. Bases 684 to 2450 code for a protein of 588 amino acids.
GGUUAAGGAAACGACCACGACGACCAAGGCCACAAUCACCUAUACCGAAGAAUAAAGAGAAAAAGAAAAAGAAAAAGAAAAAGGGUAAGGGUUGUUUAUGUGAGAUUGCUAGGGUCUGGUCAUUUGAUUAUCUUGUUUUGGUCGUUUGAUUGGAGGACAUAGCUGAGGCUAAAGAGAAUUAUGAGUAUCAUAAGGAGGAUACUUAAGUAGCUUAUUACAGAUGGCGUUUGGAGUAUAAAGUAAGACGCGGUGCGUAAGUUCAGCUCUUACGACAUUUGGGAUUUUUAUUUUAAUUAUGCAAGGUACCAAAAUACAUACAUACCUAUGUAGUACUACGGGACUACCUACCUGGUAUGUUAGGAGGUACCUACUUGGUAAUUUUCUAAUGGGGCAUUUGAUUCAUUGCGAUUCAACUCUGAUUGGUUAAACUUAUUUAAUGCCAACUCCCUGCUGCCCCUGACUACCGGGGAAAACGGACUAAAAAAUGUCCCAGGCCAAAAUUAAAAACAAAAAAAAAGAGAUAAAAAAGGGUUGUUAAUCAGCAAGUUUAACUCAAGAACGACUUUCUGAUGGGUCACUCUUUUUCGGUCUUUUGACCCUUUUUUAAUUCCUAAUCUCAAUUGACGAGCUUCUUCUGAGAUUGCCCGUUGUCCAUUCUUUAACAGAUAUUUGAUUUAUUCAAAAUGUCUUCAAGAUAUUCCUUACGUGCAACUCCUAGGAAAAAGGAACUCUUCGAUGGUAUGGUCGAGACACCUGGCCGCCGCGCGACGCGUCGUAAAUCUCAGUUCCCCUCUAUCGCGGAUGGCGCGUCCGACGAUGGCGACUCGAGUUCUGCUGCGGAAACAACCAGAUCUACCAGGGCUACACCCGUACGACGUCGCAGAAUUGGCAAGUUCAUUGAGAACAUAGACGAUUCGGACACCGCGUCUAAAGACGAGGAAUUCAGUCCUGUCGCCAAAGAGAAAAUCUCCCCAGCCCUCAACGGCAACGGCAAUGGAACAUCAGAAAGGGUAGAAAAUGGGCACGCGAAUGGGCACGCCAACGGACAUACGAACGGGCACGCGAACGGCAAUUUUAACGAGAAAGUCGUCGACGGCUGGAAGCCGGGUAUGGAUCCCAAGAUCGACCAUUCUGGCGUUUUUGAGUUUGGAGGUAGCUUUGGUACCCUGGCCCUCAUGAUCGGAUUUCCUAUUCUCAUGUGGUAUAUGUGGAUCGGUGCAACGUAUUACGAUGGCAAAGCCCCGCUGCCGCUCGAAGGGGAGUCUCUUGCUGACUUCGGCUGGCGCAUGUGGAAUCACGUCUACACCGGCGCCUUUCCUCACCUGCGAGCAUGGAGAAUCUACUGGACUUACAUCAUCUUCGAGGCUGCUUGCUACUGUCUUCUCCCCGGCGUCUGGGGCUACGGAAAGCCUCUUCCCUUCGAGGGAGGGAAGCAGCUUAAGUACUACUGUUCGGCGUAUGCUAGUUUCUACUUCACCAUUCUCGUCAUAGGCGUACUGCACUUUACCGGAUUGUUUAGGAUCAAUACCCUUCUGGAUGAGUUUGGCCCUCUCUUGUCUGUUGCUAUCCUGUCUGGUUUCCUGGUUGCCUUCGUUGCAUACUUCUCGGCGUUGAUUCGCGGUGCUCAGCACCGAAUGACUGGAUACCCUAUCUACGACUUCUUCAUGGGAGCCGAGCUGAACCCGCGCAUGUUCGGCAUCCUCGACUUCAAGAUGUUCUACGAAGUGCGCAUUCCCUGGUAUAUCCUAUUUGGACUAACAUGUGCGGCUGCGGCUCGGCAAUACGAGAACUAUGGUUAUGUUUCAGGCGAAGUAUGGUUCCUGCUCAUGGCUCACUAUCUUUAUGCCAACGCCUGCUCCAAGGGCGAACAACUCAUCAUUACUACCUGGGAUAUGUACUAUGAAAAAUGGGGUUUCAUGCUGAUCUUCUGGAACAUGGCCGGUGUCCCUCUAUCCUACUGUCACUGCACCCUCUACCUUGCUAGCCACCACCCAUCGGAGUACGCCUGGAACAAAUACGCUUUAACCGCCUUCUUUAUCUUAUAUAUUGCCGUAUAUAUCGUCUGGGACCAGGCCAACGGACAAAAGAAUGCCUUCCGGAGUAAAGAGCGUGGCAACCUCCGGAAGCGCUACGCCUUCCCUCCCGUUCCGUGGAUCUACAUUGAUAACCCCAAGACCAUCGAAACGCAGAUUGGUGACAAGCUGCUUGUGGACGGUUGGUACGGAUAUGCGCGCAAGCUGCAUUACACCUGCGAUGCGUUCUUUGCCAUCAACUGGGGCCUGAUAACGGGAUUUAACAGCCCCUUCCCCUGGUUCUAUCCGGUUUUUUUCUGCUGCAUGAUCGCGCAUCGUGCCCACAGGGACAUAUCGCGCUGCCGGACGAAGUAUGGCGACGCUUGGAAAGAAUACGAGAGACAGGUGCCGUACCUAUUUAUUCCGUACGUCAUCUAAGCCUUUCAAAAAUCGACGCUCGGUAGCCAUGUAUCAUACCACUCCUAUUUGGAUUUCGAUCCCAUCGACGCUAGACACGAGGACGACGACGAUGAUACACGCAUGCAUGUGUAGGCUUGUAGCCGCUAGCAGUUUUUCUAUCUUGUAUAUACUUGAGAUUGCCCCCUCUACAACCUUUUAAAAAAGCGCGACUGCAGGCCAACACGAAUAAUGGCGAUGGGAAGAUGCUGCGAAUGAAUCAAGUCGGAAAGAACCCUAAGUCAUGCCGCUACGAUAGCCCUUAAUAGAGAUGAAAUAAUUGAGUAAUUAUGAGUAAAUCCUUUUUAUUGGAUGCAUGGAUAUAUAUCCGUCAGCGUUAACCAUAGUCAUGCCUAAUUUAUGUGCCAUAUGCC